This is a messenger RNA of Anopheles maculipalpis, 827 nucleotides long. It is a transcript of the gene ReepB, whose product is annotated as receptor expression-enhancing protein 5. Bases 23 to 568 code for a protein of 181 amino acids. Lineage: Eukaryota; Metazoa; Arthropoda; Insecta; Diptera; Culicidae. The transcript is spliced from 4 exons. The record is from RefSeq and is a predicted model, not a curated record.
CAAAGGUACAUAAAUAUUCGCCAUGGCAAGCAAAGUAGAAGAAAUCCGAGGAUCGAUCGAGGCGUCCCUGAAGGAUGACUCGAAACCAUGGACGCAGUUCUUCAAGCUUGCCGAGGAAAAGACGAACGUUCCGCGGCUAUACAUAUUUCUGGGUGGCGUGGCCGUCGUUAUUCUGUACCUUGCCUUCGGCUAUGGAGCUCAGAUCCUCUGCAACGUGAUUGGAGUUGCGUACCCUGCCUACAUCUCGAUGAAGGCCAUUGAAACCCGCACGAAAGAGGAUGACACCAAAUGGUUAACGUACUGGGUAACGUUUGGAGUGCUUUCGGUAUUUGAGCACUUUUCCUUCUUCCUGGUCCAGAUCAUCCCGUUCUACUGGUUGCUGAAGUGCUUGUUCCACAUAUGGUGUAUGGUGCCGAUUGAAAACAAUGGUUCCACCAUCAUGUACCACAAGGUUAUUCAGCCAUACUUCAAGAAAUACGAGAAAGUUGCCGACAAUUUCAUCAGCGACACCACGGACAAGCUGAAGCAGACGGCUGGAGAAAUGAUCUCGAAAGUCAAAUCAACCUAAGCUGCAUAUCGUGUGCACUGCUCCCAAACACUCACCAACAAACAAACACACACACACACACACGUACUAAACACACAUACACAUAUAGAUAUAAAGGACCCUCCCGACCUCUUCUAAUAACAACCCCAUUCGAUGAUGGACGAUCGAACUUUGCGACACUGUUAGAGAAAAAGAAGAAAACCUGUUAGCAAAAUAUGGACGUAGUUGGGAGAUUGAGAAAGACGAAAAAUUAUAUAAGUCAUACGCCAUCGUGAAACCA